AUGGUCCUCGAACAUACGACCAACCAUACCUACGCCCACCCCUUCCCGACAGUGACGCUCGCCUACUUCCUCCGUUACUGCUCUCCCCAGAUCAAUCCCUUUGCCGCCCAUGUCCUCAGCACAGAUACUAUAUCCAGUCAUCUGGACCCGGAUACUGGAAGGUUACACACGACUAGGAUCCACCUUAAGAAGUCCCGUAUGCCAGCGGCCGUGGUAAAGCUUCUCCCCACAAGCAUCACCGGAGGCGGCGGAGACAAGGCAUCAUACAUCUUGGAGACCAGUGUAGUCGAUAUGAAGGAGGGAUGGAUGCAGACGGAGAGUCGGAACCUCAACUUCGUGGGCGUCCUGUCUGUGGUGGAAAAGCAACUCUAUACCUCCCCAACUUCCUCCCCUGUCGCACAGUCGCCAUCCUCUGCCAACACAGACGUUGCAACGACAGUUGUAUUCCGUUCUAGGCUAGGAGAGAAGCUACGAGAGCGCAUCGGGCACCAAGUCGGCCACCACGAGGAUGGCGGCAAGGAGGGCUGGAUCGCGAAGGCGUGGAUGGGCGGCUGGGGCACCAAAGGCAUCCAGAGGAGCAUUGAGACAAUCGCAUCCUCGAAAACGCAGGAUCAACUGGGGAAGAGCCGCGAAGGCAUGCGGGUAGUCCUCGAGCGCUUGCGUAAGAGCGGUGUCAUGGACUUGCUCGAGCUGACACGGCGGGCCAGGGACGGCACCGCGGAUGGCGCAUAA
Molecule: messenger RNA, 732 nt
Organism: Phaeoacremonium minimum UCRPA7
Lineage: Eukaryota; Fungi; Ascomycota; Sordariomycetes; Togniniales; Togniniaceae
Product: putative msf1 domain-containing protein
Exons: 1
Coding region: 1-732 (243 amino acids)
Biological process (GO): phospholipid transport
Cellular component (GO): mitochondrial intermembrane space
Molecular function (GO): phosphatidic acid transfer activity
Source: RefSeq, a predicted model, not a curated record